CUAAGGAGGCAUGUGUGAGGGGUAAUAUAACCCACCAGCAUGACAUUGAACCUGCAGAAACAGCAGAUACGCUCUAUACUACGGCCAAAAAAGGAGAGAGUGGAGGAGAGAGAGAGAGUUAGAUACAGAGAGAGUUAGAUAUAGAGAGAGUUAGAUAUAGAGAGAGUUAGAGAGAGAGUGAGAGAGUUAGAGUGUGUGUGAGAGAGAGACAGAGAGAGAGAGCAGGUGUGGAGGUCUGCAGUGAGGAGCGGCUCUGUAUCUCCUGAGUUUCACCUGUCGUCUCUCUCUGUGAGGACAGUAACUGCGACUCUGCUGCAUUUAAGUGUGCCAACAUGGCGGGUACAGUUCCAGCUCUCCCAGAAUCUUUUGCUCCGAGUUCAGACAGCGUCUUUUCAGACCAGUUUGGGUUCUACUCCCUGGACUCCAACGUUCCUGGACUUUCCAAAGUCAUUCUGGACAAACUCAGCAUGAAGGAUUACUCAGAAUACAGGGCUGCUCUGGAGGGGAAGUCUAAGGUUGGCUUUCGUUCUCAUAAGGAGAUGUUUCAGAAACUGGAGGAGACGUUUCAGUUCUGCGCCUGCUGUUCUAAACUCCCCUCCAAUCUGUCUGAUCCUAAAGCACUCAAACGCUGCAUCAAGUGUCUAAAUGUGUAUUACUGCAGUAAAGACUGUCAAAGGAAGGACUGGCCUCUCCAUAAGAAGUUCUGUAAGAUGCUACGCAUGGUGGCCAUAGACAGGCUGGUGGAGUGGCUCAUUCACACAGGAGACUUGCCUUUCCCCACGGAGGCGUGGUCUCGUCCCGCUAAAGAGAUACGAUGCUGGGAGGACUGGCUAUUCAUGCAGGGUGACCUCACACCACGAUUGGAGCCCAUCAUGUCUAGCAAAAACAUGACAGACCUCUGGGCCAAUGCCUGCAGGCCACGACCAGAGGACGUAGAACUUCGUGAGUCUGUGUGGCGUGUGUGUAGCGAGUUUCUCUCACGCCCACUGACGAUUGGUCUGGGGAUUCGGAUGUGUUGUCUGGACCCAUAUUCCCGUCCGCUGACCGUCCACCUGGUGGGUGCCGGUCAUAAUGAAACCCUGGGGGCCAGGACUACAGACCUAGAUGAGCUGAGUCGCAUGUUCUCUGGCCACCAAGGCCUGGAGGUGGUGAUGGUGGGGCCCGAGGUGGUUCAGGGGCCCAUCAUGAGGCCACCACUGAGGGUGUUUGGGCCCAGAGGAAAAGUUUAUAUCAGUGCCUACAAGGGCCUCUACCACCAGUUCUGGGAGGAAGUCGUGGAGAAAGGAAAGGCUGCCAGACCUGACCUUGUGGUGGGAUUUCAUCCAGGGUUCCAUGCGUCUCAGGGUUUGGGAGAAGGUUGGUUGCCCACACUGCUCCUGCUCAGAGAUUACAAUAUACCCUCACUGUUCACCAUGUACAAUGAUGGUGAGCUGCAGUACUCUCUGCAGAUCCUGCUGGAGUUGGAGAUGAACAUUAAGGGCACUGGGCCGAACCCCUUCAGUUCCCAGAAGGCCGAGCAGGUGCAGUCCUGCCCCAACAAACAGCCCAGCUACUGCAACGCCUUCUACCUCCACUUCCAGGGUCUGCUGGACACGGCGCUGGAGGAGGAGCUGGAGCUGUAGAACGUAAAGCUGCUCUAGUGCUGGUUCUUCACACACACUGCUACGAGAACAAGCUACAGAAUUACAUCACCUCCAGUAGAACUGGUAGGACUUCAUAUGCUCAAAGGAACCUUCUGACAAAGUCCAGCACACAGUGACCUUCCUGAAGUUUGGGAUUUUUGCAUUUUUACUCAGAUGUGUUUUUUUUUCUUGUAAGUGUCCUCAAGCCAGCAGAUAUCUUUAGAGAAGAUGCAUCUACAGGACAGUCUAGAACAGAACAGUAGCAUGUCUAUAUAGAACCUUUCUGAAAAUGGUUCUAUAUCGCACCAACAAAGGGUUCUCUUAUUGUUACAAG
Colossoma macropomum (tambaqui) is the source of this 1956-nucleotide messenger RNA. RefSeq names its product putative protein MSS51 homolog, mitochondrial. The transcript has 7 exons. The coding region runs from base 333 to 1622 and encodes 429 amino acids. Lineage: Eukaryota; Metazoa; Chordata; Actinopteri; Characiformes; Serrasalmidae. The record is from RefSeq and is a predicted model, not a curated record.